This is a messenger RNA of Coprinopsis cinerea okayama7#130, 501 nucleotides long. RefSeq lists its product as hypothetical. The record is from RefSeq and is a predicted model, not a curated record. The coding region runs from base 1 to 501 and encodes 166 amino acids. Lineage: Eukaryota; Fungi; Basidiomycota; Agaricomycetes; Agaricales; Psathyrellaceae. The transcript is spliced from 6 exons.
AUGACCCUCUUGGGUCGAUACGUCUUUCUCGGAACCUGGGAAGUCACAACGCAGCCCACUCCUCCAGGAUGCUUCUCAUCGCUUCCUGAAGGCCAGCUUAUCAUGAUUGCCUAUGUACUCGUUCUGUACAGCGGCUUCAUGACUAUGAUUCUCUGCUUGUACUAUGGGUUCCGGAUGUACUGGACUGAAAGGGAGACGGGACGCCUGAUCAAGAUCUUCUAUCGCGAUGGUGCGAUCUAUUUUGUAAUACUGUCAGCCAUGUCCAUAGCAAAUGCUGUCGCAGCCCUGUUCCUUCCAUCAAGAUAUCGUUUCCUAUUAGCACCACCUCAAGCAGUCGCGCACAGCACUUUAUCUAUUCGAAUGAUUCUCCAUCUCAGAGAAGGAGCCCGAAAGCAGAUGGGCUUUGGCACGAAUGAGCCUAGGGCUACUAUGACCUGGGAGUGGAGUGGUACUACGACGAGUCAACCAUUUAUGGCCACGCCUUACCGUCCACGAGCCUAG